GAUCUCGCAUGAUGAUUGCCGACACCCGAACCAUCGUUGCAUGCUACAUCCAUGCCCUGAAACAAGUGCUACCUCAUGACUCCCACUUGAAGCAGUUGGAGCAAAUGCUCGUGGACGAGAAAGGCGCCGCCGUCAAAGCGGAAUCGAUCUUGUUUGGUGGAACCCGCCUUCGAUGUGAAGACUUGGAGUCCAUGUUGGACACCCUCAUGACUAAAGUACGUGUUGGUUUCUUGAUCACUGUCCCCUUGCUAAAAUGUCUUGUCCAUAAUAGCACAUGGGGACGACAUUUCAUUUCCGUGACGACGUGUUCGAUGCCAUGAGCGAAGUUCGCCAGCAUGAGCAAUUGCUCUGCAGCUUGGAAGAGUACAUCGAAGCCGAUUUACCCGCAAAGGAACGUUUCCUCACCGUCAACUGUGCGCACAUGCGUACCCUGAUCGUUGUCAUGAUGAACUACCUCAAGGCACAGAUGCAGUCAACGUUCGACGUCGCCGCUCAAACAGACCAUGUCCUCGGUCCGUACCGUCGGAAUCUAGCUCGCGCCAAAAAGACCCUUCGAAAUCUACAUCACUUCCUCGUUAAUCCGUCAAAUGAGUUGGACGUUGACGCGAAACUCGCUGCGUUGGACGCCGCCAUGGCACACGCGCACGAGCAUGACUUUACCUUCGACCCGACUGUCUUCAACUUUGGCCGAGAGGCCCUUGUCGAUGGCAUGCAGCAAAUAGUUGACGAGUGGACGAACGUGGCGCGACAAGUCCGCACGUUCAAGAGGAUCCGCCAGGGCCUGAGUCCUGCCACGAGUCCUCUGUCCAUCAAUUCCACAUCUUAAAAACUAUUUAUCCUUCCACGGAUCAUAAUAAAAUAAUAAUGUUAAAUAUACUAGUACUUGGC
Messenger RNA from Aphanomyces astaci, 888 nucleotides. RefSeq lists its product as hypothetical. Bases 275 to 826 code for a protein of 183 amino acids. The record is from RefSeq and is a predicted model, not a curated record. The transcript has 2 exons. Lineage: Eukaryota; Oomycota; Saprolegniomycetes; Saprolegniales; Verrucalvaceae.